UAGCGUCAAUGUUGAAAGUAGAAAAUAAUUAUGAGGUGUAGGGAAUUAGAAGUGGAUGAUGGUGUUUUAGGUUGAAAUUCUCAUGUCGGCUCAUGGCAAAUACUACUUUUUUUUUUUAAAUAAAAAAAUUUUAUUAAAAAAAUGAAAGCAAAAAAAAAAUAUAUACUGGAAGAUUUUGAGUUCGAUCCUGUUGAAGCUAGUUAUAUAAAAAAAUAAAAAGAAUAAUAAAAUCAAUUACAUCCAAAUGAAUGCACGGGCGUAAGUGUGACCUGAAAGGCAUGAACAGGAGUAUCAUAGUCAUGCCGGUUGAACCUGACAAGUACGUUAAAAAACAUGAACGCUGUUAUUAAUUAAGCAGGUGCUUCACGCUAUAAAUGAUGUUGAUGUCCAAAUGGCCGGCUGUUGAUUUUCGUCACAGUUGCAACACUAAUUCAAAAAACUUUUUAUUUCUUUUUUUUUUCCUUUUAAUUUCUAUGUUUCAAAAAGACCAAUCAGGGCCUAUUUUGUCUAUCUGGCCAUCAAUAAAUCCAAUACCGGACAUAAUCCUAAAAGUUGGGAGAAAGAUAAAUUAAGAAACUAUGGGUUAAUCCUAAUGGUCUUAUUGAACCCUUUUUCAAACCAGAAAUGAAUGACAAGUCACAGUGGAACACCUCUCUUCCACCCUAGCUUAGCCCCACACAUUUUUGCUUUUUUUAUUUAUCUUUUCUAAAGCUAUUUUUCUCCCUUUAUUGGGCAUCUUGUUUAGACCCACAAGGGCCUAAUUGAUAUUUUAUACAAUUGGUACUACCCAUCUCAUCUGUACAUCAAUAUUCUCAUUUUACUCUAUAAAUACCUGCAUAGAACUUUCAUAUUUUUGCCGUCAUCUGUCUCUCUUUCAAUCAUAUUAGUAGUUGGGUGUUGUGAGAUAAACCAAGAUGGAUAGUGCAAGGCCUCCUUUGGCAUUUCUCUCUCUGGCCUUUGCUUUGCUUCUUUCUUGCGCCGUUUGUGUAGGUUGGUAUUUUACCCAUUAGCAGAAUAUGAUUUUUGUAUGUUUGUAUUUUGAUUUCAUUUUAAUCACAGUUCUUGUGGACCUGAACAUUUUGGUUCUAUGCCAUGCAGAGUCAAGAUACCAUGGAAGAAACCAGUACCGGAUGGCAAAUGACGGUCGGAGGAUGUGGUGCAUUGCAAAGCCAUCGACAGAGGCAGGGACGCUUUUCCGCAACAUAGAUUUUAGCUGUGGGCAAAGUGGAGUGGACUGUACUCCAAUUCAACCGGGUGGUAGCUGCUUCAAUCCAGACACACCUGUUUCACAUGCCUCUUAUGCCAUGAAUCUCUUCUACAAGUUUGCAGGCAAGCACCCUUGGGAUUGCAAUUUCAAUGGCACUGGUGUUACUGUCCCUCAGAACCCUUCUUUUGGUACCUGCAUCUACCCUCUGUGACGAGAGAAAGAGAGAGAGAGUCAAGAAGUAGAGACUAGACAGCACAGUUUCAAUGUUUUUGUUUGUAGUUGCCUUGGAUUGAGGGGUUAUAACUUCUAAUAUGAUGCCUUGAUAUGUAUUGGAUGAGAGGCAGACUCGACUCAUUUGUAGAAGGGCUGAGGCUGGUGCUAAUUAAUUACCAAUGUUUUCUAUUGAUUAACAGCUAAGAGUGUUUGCGUUCCAACUUCCAAUCAACCUCAGCUUCAAGUUAUAUAAAAUAAAAAGAAAAGAAGGAAAAUCAAUAGAACUUUACCCUUUCAUCUUUCCAGUAUAAUGAAUAACAGAAUAUGUAAAUAUCUUGCCUCCUGCUAAAGUGUGGUAGCAGAACCCAAUUCUUCCAUCUACGUCGAAAAUUACUAUAGGAAAGGGGCAUAGCUUAUUCAAGUUCAAGCAUAGGCAUCAGAUGCAACUAUCCCUGUACAGCCUUUAAAAUGUGAAAAGAAUGAAUCGGGAUAUUUACCUGGAAGCUCAAACGAUUUGAGUCGGAUAACACACAGAAAAGGAUUUCAUUUAACCAAUUAGAAAUUGAAAUAAUCCAUCUCCUGGCCCAAACAUUGCAAUGAAAGCAUCCAACUCACUAAGUAAAACAGUAACUUCCUUGGCCAAAAGAACACGUUAAUACUUGAUAAUACAUUUCGUUGCUGCUCUGCUGCCAGGCAGCUCAUUGCUUCCAGUGUCAUCAAUUUAAACAAAAUUCUCUUGCAUUUUAUAGCACCAACACUGGUAAUUAAAAGGAGAGAUCAAAAAAAAAAA
Molecule: messenger RNA, 2210 nt
Organism: Manihot esculenta (cassava)
Lineage: Eukaryota; Viridiplantae; Streptophyta; Magnoliopsida; Malpighiales; Euphorbiaceae
Product: major pollen allergen Ole e 10
Exons: 3
Coding region: 1017-1418 (133 amino acids)
Source: RefSeq, a predicted model, not a curated record